CGAGGCCACUCAUCUCCGGUCGGUCGAGCGCACCGGGGGAAGGAAAGAAUUCCAGGCUUUUUAUUGGGUUGGGUAUAUCCCCACCUUCCUCGUUCAGUGAUGCUAUCCAUCUCAACUACAGCUGGCACUGAGUAUACCGAACCCCCCUCCUAUUUCUUGCGCCGCGGCGCCCUCCAUCGUAGAUACUCUCCCUCCCUCGCUCUUCUCUAAAGAAGGAGAGUCCAGAGAGAUCUGGAUCUGGAACUGCUCCUUGUCCAACCGUAAGUUAUUGCAUCUUCCAGAUCUACACCAGAUCCGGCCAUGGGGGCGAGACCGGCAUUGCCUUCCGUCCUCCUAGUCCUGCUGUUCCUCCUCUUCUCCGCGUUGGAUCUCGCGUCGUCCGAUAUCCCACCCUCGCCGCUCUCCGGAGGACCUGUCCCGGCGCCGGCAUCGCCCACUACGUUGACGGCUCCCGCGAUGGGUCCGUCCGCCCCGUCGCCGGCAUCGCCUACUCCGUUGACGGCUCCAUCGAUGGGUCCGUCCGCCCCGUCGCCGGCAUCGCACACUCCGUCGCCGGCUCCCGCGAUGGGUCCGUCCGCCCCGUCGCCCGCGUUCUCUCCGGAGAACUCCGACUCGCCCCCGGCACCGCCUGUCGCCCCCGCGUCCUCACCGUCACCGACGCCGUCCCCAGCCAACGGGGUCGUCCGGAACGGGGAAAAGAGCGACGAGCAUGCCGAGGUGGGGGAGAGCUCCAGCGGGAUGAGCGGAGGAAAGAAGGCCGCGAUUGCCGUGGGGGUUUUGUCGGCGGCGGCCGUGGUGGGGCUAGGGGCGCUGGUCUACAAGAAGCGGCGGGACAACAUCCGGCGAUCCAGCUAUUCUCGUAAUGGAAGUAUUCGAGGUCUACUGCCCAGUCGUACCAAUCCAUCGUCCCUCAUCAAUCGUGAGGUAUUGUCCGCUCUGAAACGGGGCCCGAGCCUUUGAUCCGGUUAACACCACGCCCCUCAUGGUUUUGCCCCGCAAAAGGCACCUUACGUGGGAGAGGGAGGCUGGCAGUACUUAAGCAGUAGAGUCUCUUACAAUUUUUCGAUAUAGGACUUUCGGGCUCGAAGCCCCCGAUGCCCAUCCCACAACAGAGCCCCCCUGCAAGAGAGGCUACUGCGCAGGUAGGGGAUGGGUUCCCACAGACGGCGCCACUGUUCGAGGUCUACUGCCCAGUCGUACCAACCCAUCGCCCCUCACCAAUCGUGAGGUAUUGUCCGCUCUGGAACGGGGCUCGAGCCUUUGACCCGGUUAACACCCCGUCCCUCACGGUUUUGCCCCGCAAAAAGCGCCUCACGUGGGAGAGGGAGGCUGGCAGUACUUAAGCAGUAGAGUCUCUUGCAAUUUUUCGGUAUGGGACUUUCGGGCUCGAAGCCCCCGAUACCCAUCCCACAACAGGGAGAGUAUUGGGACUUCGAAUGUCCUGCGCUCCUGU
Elaeis guineensis (African oil palm) is the source of this 1453-nucleotide messenger RNA. RefSeq lists its product as uncharacterized. NCBI's taxonomy places the organism in Eukaryota, Viridiplantae, Streptophyta, Magnoliopsida, Arecales, Arecaceae. The record is from RefSeq and is a predicted model, not a curated record.